Messenger RNA from Quercus robur (English oak), 999 nucleotides. RefSeq lists its product as uncharacterized. The transcript has a single exon. NCBI's taxonomy places the organism in Eukaryota, Viridiplantae, Streptophyta, Magnoliopsida, Fagales, Fagaceae. Bases 1 to 999 code for a protein of 332 amino acids. The record is from RefSeq and is a predicted model, not a curated record.
AUGUGGAAACACUCCUCAUUUGGAGAGUAUGAAGUCAGGAGUGCAUACAAUAUACUCCUUAAGGAUGAGGCCCUAAAGUCACCUGUUGAACUAAGACCUCCUCAUAUUCCAGCUGAUGUGUGGCAGCUUAUCUGGAAAGUGAAAACUCCUCACAAAGUUAACCUAUUCGUGUGGAAACUUAUGCAAGACUUUAUACCUACUUUCCUUACCUUGAAAAAUAGGGGAAUUAGUACUAGGAGCAUAUGCCCUAUAUGUGAUGAGGGAGAUGAGUCUACUUCUCACUUGUUUCUCCAUUGUGCCUUUGCUAGAGCUUGCUGGCAUGGGUCUACCCUACCCAUACAUACAUCAGACUUAAGCAAUACAAGUCUACAGAUCUGGCUUAGCAACAUCAUAUUGAAUUUCAAACAGAUGGACCAAGUGAGAAUGGACUACCUUAGAUCUGUUUUCACAUUCCUUUGGACAAUCUGGAACCACAGGAACCUGGUGAUUCAUGAUGGCAUUACCCCUAACCCCAUUGAAGUCAUACUAACUGCUCAUACCUUACCUUGCUGGUUAAAGGAAGCUUAUGAAAAGAAAGAAAGCCAUGACAAUUCACAUAGGGGAAACUAUUCUGCAUACCAGAAUAUUGGAGGACCUUGGGACUUGAUUGUCAAGGUAGCAGGUGCCAGGACGAAGAGACCUAGGAGGACUGCUUUUGCAUAUGAGGCAACAGACUUACAAGGGAUAGUCAUUUUUUUGGGUACCGCCAGUAGUGGAGCAUCUAUAGCCAAUGCAGCAGCUCAAGAAGCUUUAGUGGAAGUUGUUGUCAAAGCUAAAGGACUUGGUUUCUGCAGAAUUUUGUUCAUGUGUAGUAGUAGAAGAUUAGCUCAAGUUUGUAACUUUAAUUACACACCUAGUUGCAAAGUCCUUUUUGUUUCCAGGGCUAUCCUAGGUUAUGUCUACAGUGCUGCUAAGACUACAACUAAUGUACCUGGUCCCAGUGGCAGAGCUAGGAUCUAA